AUGGCCAAAGAAAAACUUCAUGACGAAAAUAAUAAGAAUGUUCAUUUGAGGUUGCUUGGUAAAAGAGGUAGAGAUGGAAGAACUAAUAAUCUUCCUUCUGUGUCUGAGGUUGCUGUUCUUAUUGUGGGAAAUUUAGAUGAAGCUUUUGGUGAUAGAGACAUUAUAAUAGAAUAUAAGUCUGAGAAAUUGCAGCGUAUAAAUGAGCUCCAUCCUUCUUAUCUUCCACUUCAAUAUCCUCUUUUAUUCCCAUAUGGUGAGAAUGGUUAUACAGAUGACAUUCCAUUUGCGAAAUCUACUGGACAUGAUUCUACAAGUCGUAGGAGUCGAAUUAGUCCAAUAGAAUAUGUUGCAUAUUGGUUACAUGAACGAGUUGAUGAGUAUUCUACCAUUCUUUUCUCACGAAAAUCAUCUCUGUGUAUGGCUAACGGAAGAUGUACGAAAUACUUCCCUAAGAGGUAUAUUGCAGAAACCAAUUUUGAUGAUGAUGGUUAUCCUAUUUACAGGGGUAGAGAUAAUGGCCGUGUUAUUUUGAAGGAUGGGGUGCCUUUAGAUAAUCGAUUUGUAGUUCCACACAAUCGGUUUCUUCUUAUGAAGUAUGGAGCAAAUAAGAAAUUUGUGGAAGGCAAAGAUCUCACUUAUGAAGUAUUCCCCACAAGUUUGUAUGGAACACUGAUCAUUGGAAACUUCAAAAGCAAAGAUAUUAAGUGUGUUAAUGGUAUUCAGUAUGCUACAUUUCGAGAUGCUUGCUAUGCAUUGGGGUUGUUGGACGAUGAUAAAGAAUACAUUGAUGGCAUUACCGAUGCUUCUUUUUGGGCUUCGGCUCAUUCAAUACGAUUUUUGUUUGUAAGUUUGUUACUAUCAGAAACCAUUGCACGGCCAGAUAUUGUGUGGACAAGCUCUUGGAAAUAUUUAUGCGAAGAUGUUGUCCAUAAACAACGCAAAAUCUUACAUCAUCCAGAUUUGUUGUUGGGGGACGAUGAGAUUCAAAAUUUAGGAUUGCUUGAGAUUGAGAAAUUGUUAGUUAACGGUGGAAGAACUUUGCAUGAAUUUCAUUCGAUGCCAUAUCCAAGGAAACAAUCAUUGGCAAGUUCUAUUAAUAGAUUGAUUACUGAUGAGCUAUGUUAUGACCGGGAAGCCUUGGCAAGAGAGCAUGUAAUCUUUGUCUCGAAGUUCACUGAUGAACAACACCAAGUGUAUGAUACGAUAAUGUCUGCUGUCAAUUCUAAUCACGGUGGACUAUUUUUUGUUUAUGGGUAUGGAGGCACAGAAAAAACUUUCAUUUGGAAGACAUUGUCAGUGGAUAUUCGUUCAAAAGGUUAUAUUGUUUUGAACGUGGCUUCCAGUGGUAUUGCUUCGCUAUUGUUACCUGGUGGGAGAACAACUCAUUCUCGGUUUAAGAUUCCUAUCAAUCCUAAUAAAGAUUCAAUCUGCAAUAUAAAACAAGGUAGUGCAUUAGCUGAGUUGAUUGUGAGAGCAAAACUUAUUAUAUGGGACGAAGCUCCUAUGGUUCACAAACACUGUGUGGAAGCUGUUGAUUGGAGUUUGCGUGACCUUAUGAGCGUAUGCAAUGAGUUGAGCAUGGAGAUGCCAUUUGGUGGGAAAACUGUUGUUUUGGGGGGUGAUUUUAAACAGAUUUUACCAGUUGUGCCUAAAGGUAGCCGACAAGAUAUUGUGAACGCUACUAUUAGCUCAUCAUAUCUUUGGAGUAGUUGCAAAGUUUUGAGGUUGACUAAAAAUAUGCGAGUUCUUGGUAUUAAAUCUGGCGAGGAAGCAUCGAAAUUGAAGGCAUUUUCUAAGUGGAUUGCAUCUAUUGGAGAUGGAGUUAUUGGUGGUCCAAAUGAUGGUGAAAACAUUGUUACAUCUAUUUAUCCUUCAUAUAUGAACAAUCAAGAUUUGAGCUGCCAUUUGCAUGAUCGAGCUAUACUUGCUCCAACGUUAGAUGUGGUUGACUUUGUUAAUCAAUAUAUGAUUUCGUUGGAUCAAUCGGACGGUCGUGUUCAUCUGAGCUCGAAUAGCAUAUCUAAGUCUGAUCAAAGUUCUAAUGGUUUCGCGGAGAUACAUUCGAUAGAAUUUUUGAAUAAUCUUAAGUGCUCUGGUACACCAAAUCAUGAGUUGUUGUUGAAUGUUGGUACUCCUGUUAUGCUAUUAAGAAACAUAGAUCAUGCUAACGGAUUGUGUAAUGGGACACGACUGAUCAUUACGCGUUUAGGUGAUCAUGUUUUAGAAGCUAAAGUCUUGAGUGCUAAUAAUCAAGGCUAUAAAGUGUUGAUUCCUCAGAUGUCAUUAACACCUUCUGAUCCUAGGUUGCCUUUCAAGUUUCAACGUCGACAAUUUCCUUUGUCGGUGUCGUAUGCUAUGACAAUUAACAAGAGCCAAGGUCAAUCUCUUGCGCAUGUGGGAUUAUUUUUAAAAAGACCUGUCUUUAGCCACGGCUAA
Messenger RNA from Salvia splendens (bonfire salvia), 2436 nucleotides. RefSeq lists its product as uncharacterized. The record is from RefSeq and is a predicted model, not a curated record. Gene Ontology annotation, biological process: DNA repair; telomere maintenance. Gene Ontology annotation, molecular function: DNA helicase activity. The transcript is spliced from 6 exons. Bases 1 to 2436 code for a protein of 811 amino acids. Lineage: Eukaryota; Viridiplantae; Streptophyta; Magnoliopsida; Lamiales; Lamiaceae.